Lampris incognitus (smalleye Pacific opah) is the source of this 8275-nucleotide messenger RNA. RefSeq names its product Rho GTPase activating protein 23a (gene arhgap23a). Gene Ontology annotation, biological process: signal transduction. Lineage: Eukaryota; Metazoa; Chordata; Actinopteri; Lampriformes; Lampridae. The record is from RefSeq and is a predicted model, not a curated record. The transcript has 24 exons. The coding region runs from base 313 to 5589 and encodes 1758 amino acids. Gene Ontology annotation, molecular function: protein binding.
UGCCCUUUUUGCAAUCCAGCUCCACCCAGACCAGCUGGAGGAAAGAGACUGAAAACAGAUAACGGACAAAAGACGACCGUUUGGCUGGAUGUAACGGACUGUCACACUCAAUUUGGGAAAGAGACAAGCGAAGAGCGGUAAUGAGAGAGAGGGAAUCAUGUCACUCCGGAGGGGACCAGUAGUCGGCUCCCACGCUGCCUUGCUUGUGUAAGUAGAGGUUUAAGGGAAUACCGUUCCCGGUGUAAGCAAGGUGACGGUGCUGAUCUUCUGCCAUGACUAGGAGCGGGAGAAGGUUGAAGGCUUGCUGAAAUCAUGAACCAGGGUAAGGGGCAGAGGGAUGGUGUCUCCUCAACCAGCAAUAACCCUCGGCCAGGAAGGGAGGGGGUCAACAUGGGCUGGCAGGGUCCCCGUUCACUGGUCCUCCACAAAAACUCCCAGGGUUUUGGCUUCACACUGCGCCACUUUAUUGUCUACCCUCCAGAAUCUGCUCUACACACCAGCCUCAAGGAUGAGGAGAAUGGGAAUGGAAAGGGGUAUCAGAGAAGUCGACUGGAGCCAAUGGACACCAUAUUUGUCAAGAAUGUGAGAGAAAGAGGUCCAGCCCAGCAGGCAGGGCUAUGCACUGGGGAUCGUUUGGUAAAGGUGAAUGGAGAGAGCAUUCUAGGAAAGACAUACUCCCAAGUGAUAGCCCUCAUCCAAAACAGUGGGAGUGUGUUGGAGCUCUCCAUCAUGCCAAAGGAUGAAGAUGUGCUGCAGCUGGCAUAUUCCCAAGAUGCCUACCUGAAGGGCAACGAGCCUUACUCAGGGGGAGCCCAGAACCUUCCUCCACCCCCUGCCCUCUGUUACCCUCGCACCAAGUCCCAGCUCCCUGCUGGAGCACCCCCGUCUGUCUCAAUGGGCCAAAAUCAGCUGGAUAACUGGAGUCGCUGGCCAGGCUCCUCCAACCCAUCUUCACCUCUGGACAACCGCUCUGCCAUGGGUACCCCACCCAGCUGGCAGGAAGGGCGGGCAGGAGAGCCAGGGGGGGUCGGUCACAGCAGCCCAGCCCACCGCACAGAGGAGAUCCAAUAUGGUAUGACCAGCCAGCAGCCUCAAGGCCAAACAAGGGGUCGCUCUUACUCUUCUUCUUCCUCUUCAGGAGGGCCUCUGUCCAGCCCACUUCAGGUCCACUACCCCAACAACAACACUGCCAGCUCCUCCCAUGCCCAGCCAUGCAAGCCCAACCAGGCAUGGGUUAGUCCACCCCUGCCCGGCAGCCAUAGUCAAAGCCGCUGCCAGCAAGCCCUCUCCGAUUGGUACUACAGCCAGCUGCCUGAUCGCCCUGGGCACAGUAUGCAGACCCGUCACCGCAGCUACUCUCAGGACCGGCUUGGUGAGGAUGGCUACAGGAGGCAACAGCAGCGGACAGGCGGCUGGCCUCACAGUGCCUCCCAAGACACACUUUUGCUACUAGAGCAGUCAGGGCCAGGGCCCCACGGAGAGCCCUAUUGGACUUAUGGAGAAUGGGAGAGAGUCUCGAGCCGAGGCCACUCUGCCUCCAACUACACUCGAACACGCUCUGAGAACCUGCUGGCCCAGUAUGAUUGCUAUGGACGUUCUUUAGAGGCACUGGACCCGACGUUGCCUGGUCUGUACCCACCUCACUUUGAGAGGCCCACCUGGCACCAACAAGCUCCUCAGCCACCACCCAGGACUGAAGCUCAAAAGAGGCAGGGGAGCAAUUAUGGUGCUGUGCAGGCUCUUCCAUUGUCCCGAAACACACAGUCUCACCACAAGCACCACUCCCAAGCCCAUACACAAGCCCAUUCCCAGGCCCAUCCCCAGCAAGCAGCUGCCCAGAGUAGGUGGCUUCCCCCUGGACAGAGCAUGGAUGACCAGCCUUUGGGCUAUCGCAGCUACAGCCCCUCUUUUUACCGCAAGACAGGCCGCAUCCUGCAGCAGGCCCACUCCUUCAGGGACCCGUCAUACUCUGGCCCACACCUCAACUGGAACCCAACCCCGAAAACCAGCCCGCCAGAGGGGGCCCCUGCUCCCCUCACCAUCUCUACUGCUUCCCCCUUGGCCUCCACCACACCUGAACCUCAGAAUAGUGCAUACAGGCCCACCAACCAUGAGAGGGAAAGAGGAUCAGGAGAAGGGCCAGAAGAGAUGAUGGCGACACAGACCCAAGAAGUGGUGCUGAGACCAAAGCCUCCCACAGGGCGAAGGAAUGCCCAUGGCAUACGCCAUCCCCACUACCCCCUUCCUGUAGUUGGCUUAGAUCCCCCUGUAUUUCCAACUGAGCUCCAGAACUCACCAACCACCACUCAGUCUAAGGGAGACGGUGCCCCAAGCAAACCAAAUGGUAACCUUGCCUCUCUUCCUAUAGAAGAUGACUCCCUGGCCUCCAUACCCUUCAUUGAUGAACCAACCAGCCCCGGCGCUGAUUUGCGUGCCCGCCAUGUGCCCGCGUCUUCUGUGGUGUCCAGCGGCAUGAGUUCAGCGCCAGCAAUGGUCACCAGCCCUGCCUCCCCCACCUUCACCUUUCCUUUAACUAGGCUGUUCUCACAUGACUGCAGCAGUAUUAAAUCCAGUCGUCGUUCCUCCUAUCUUCUAGCCAUCACCACGGAGCGCUCAAAGUCAUGUGACGAAGGACUCAACACCUUCAGGGAGGAGGGCCGUGUUUUUUCGAGACUACCAAAGAGAGUCAAGAGUUUCUUCACAGAUGGAUCUCUGGACAACCUUGGGAUGGCAGAGGAGAGGCGCUCUAAGCGGCAUUCCACGUCUGAGCUAGGCAGCAUUACGUACAGUGAUGUACUGAAAGAGGGGUGGCUGCACUACAAACAGAUUCUCACAGAGAAGGGCAAGAAGGUGGGCAGCAGCAUGCGUCCAUGGAAACGGGUUUUUUCUGUGCUACGUUCCCAUUCACUGUUCCUCUACAAGGACAAGCGGGAAGCAGUCCUCCAUGGGGCUACUCUUGGAAGCGGGGCUGAGGACGAGCAACUAAUUAGCAUCCGGGGAUGUCUGGUAGAUAUAGCAUACAGUGAGACCAAGCGUAAGCAUGCACUGCGUUUAACCACCCAGGACUUCUGUGAGUACCUGCUGCAGGCAGAAGACAGGGAAGACAUGUUGGACUGGAUUAAGGUCAUCAGGGAGAACAGCAAGACAGACAGUGAGGAACUUGGCUUCUCCAGACAGGCCCUGAUUAGUAAGAAAUUGAACGACUACAGAAAGCAGAGUCCGACAGGCAACAAGCCUGACUCCUCCCCCAAGGUCCCUCGAAUGAAGCCACCCUUCCUACUGGCCAAGAUGGAGAAUGCUGCAGGGGUGCCACGCUCUCCCAAGCCUGAAGGCAAAGAUGAGAGCAGUCCCCCAAAGUCUCCAUGGGGAAUCAACAUCAUUAAGAAGUCUAAAAAGGCAGGGCCAAAGGCAUUUGGUGUGAGAUUGGAAGAAUGUCAGCUGGGUUCCAACAACAAGUUCAUCCCUAUGAUUGUGGAGAUUUGCUGUGGCCUGGUGGAAGAGAUGGGUUUGGAGUACACAGGCAUUUACAGGGUCCCAGGGAACAAUGCUAUGGUAUCCACCCUUCAAGACCAGCUCAACAAGGGUGUUGAUAUAAACCCAACAGAGGAGAAAUGGCAGGACCUAAAUGUGGUGAGCAGCUUACUCAAGUCCUUCUUCAGGAAACUCCCAGAGCCCCUCUUUACUGACGACAAGUAUAAUGACUUUAUAGACGCCAACCGGAUGGAAAAUGCAUCGGACAGGCUAAAGACCAUGAAGAAACUGAUUGGGGACCUGCCAGACCAUUACUACCACACUCUGAAGUUUCUGAUUGGCCAUCUGAAGACUGUAGCCGACCACUCAGAUAAGAACAAGAUGGAACCCCGUAACCUGGCGCUGGUGUUCGGGCCUACUCUGGUGCGGACUUCAGAGGACAACAUGACAGACAUGGUCACUCACAUGCCUGACCGUUAUAAAAUCGUAGAGACACUGAUCCAACAUUAUGCCUGGUUUUUCAAUGAAGAGUUGGACAAAGAUGAGAAGACACCAGUAGACACAGAGGAUGUGCAGCCAGCUCCAAACAUUGACCACCUGCUGUCAAAUAUUGGCAGGACGGCUCUGCUUGGGGAGACCUCAGACUCAACCAACAGUGACUCCGCUAAGUCAAAGGGGUCAUGGGGGUCAAAGCGAGACCUCACUGCCAAGGACUUCCUGACCCUGUCCAUCAUGUCGGCUGUCACUGGUCGCAAACGCAGGAACCACCACAAUGCCCGCCUGGGCAGCAGCACCGACGAUGACUCGGAGCACGAGCCAAUAAAACCCGGCCAUCAAGCGGCAGAGGAAGGAGAGGAGGCUAAGUCACCAGUCAGAGUCACUGCUCCUCGAGCAGAGGGAGAGGAGUGUGACGAUGAUGAAGAAGAAGAGGAGGAAGUUGCCAACAGGGCACUAGUAAAAGAAGAGGUACAGGAGGAGGCGGGGGCUAUGGUUCCUGGUCAGCCCUGUUGUGAAGAGCAGGGAGGGAGGCCUGUGGCCAUGAUGCUUUAUGAGGUGGAAGGAAGGGCAGGGGUGAAGGGGCCACCAUGGCGAGCACCUGAGGAUGCGCGCUCAAUUGUCUCUGGUUACUCCACACUUUCUACACUGGGGCGGAGCCUAGUGUCUGAGGGGAGAGGAGAUGAUGCUGAUGAUGAACACAGUGAGCUAGUUAGUGAGACGGACAAUGAGAGUGGCUUUGCCUCACGCUCCCUCACUCAGGAGAGGCCUGUGAAACACCCGCCAGUGAUGGCCAACACACAGCUGCCCCCAGCAGCACCACGUAGCUUCCUCUACACACACUACAAAUCUCCCACUCUUCCAGUUGCGCCCCAUCUAGCCUCACCCACACCCCUUACACACACACAGGACCCUGGUGUAAGGAGCGAAGGAAGGGCACAUUCUACCACACCCUCCUCCUCCUCUUUCUCCUCUUCCUCCACUACUCACAGACUGCAUUCCCGGCCUUCCUUCAACUCACACAAGCUGAUCCAGUGUGACACCCUGGCUAGGAAGAAGCUGAAGGGGGAAAAGGCCAAGGCUUGCUCCUUGGACCUGUUGGAGCUAUCUGGGCCCUUAGCCCUUGGUGAGAGAGCUGAAGUUGUGGUAGAAGGUGCACCAAGAGUGAGGAGGGAGACAUCUAAAACCAACCCCUCCUCAGGCAGUAGUCAGGAGAGCCUGCGCCCAGCCAAGCCCAGGCCAGCAUUGCCACCUGAUGAGGCUGCCUCUUUCAGCCCAGCUGGACAGGGACAAGGGCUUGGGUCUUUAGCAGACCAGGUGCGAGCCCGUCUUUUGGGUUCAGCUGACGACCUGCGCAGCGUGGGUCUGCGGAAGCCCCUGUCCCCUGAGACGCGGAGGAAGAGACGUGCCUGGCGAAGACACACUGUAGUGGUCUCCCCCAACGAGGCAGCGGACAAUAAGCCUCCCCUGACUCUCACAAAAUUUCCCCUUUCACCUAGCACUCCCAACCACCAGGCCAAAUCACCAGGGAUGCCUCACCAGCCUGAAGGACUUGAUCCAGGGCACCCUUUAGGCCAGGAACUUCCUUCUGCACGCCACAUACUUGCCUCUAGAUUCCACUAGUACUUGUAAGCCUGGCCUGAAUUCCUACUGCCCUUCGUCUGUCUUCUCCUGUGCUUGAGGAUUUUGGGCUGAUGCUGCUAUUUUGUGUGGAGGCCAGGCAUAGAUAUAUAGACUCACUCCAGGUCAGUAGCCUGACAGUGUGAUGGGUAGCAAAUGAGGUCAUGCUCAGACACAGUGGAACAAAUGAUAAGUCUGUAAGCAGUCUCCCCUUUUUCUUUAUGAUAAGCUCUAUUUGCAUGGCAAGAGACAUUCUUGCAUUGCCAAAGCUUUUUUUAUUCUUUGUGUGUGCUUAUAUAGAGAUAAUAUAGAAUUGGGCCAGAGACACACAGGCCUCAUGCAGGCAAAGUUACAGCCAAUAAUUCAUAUCCAAGUGAACCAAAACCGAAUAAGCCAAUUCUUCCAGAAUUCUGUCCCUUCCCACUUGGCGAAAAUGAAAUGAGGGGGGUUGUUCCCACAAAUAAUUAGGGAAGGAUGCUUAUCCAUAUCCAACACACUCUUUUACUGGUUCUUUAAGUAUGGUGCAGGUAAUGUGUAUUGUAACUGCUAAAUUUACAAUAUGCCUCAAAGCCUACUUCAGCGAGCCAGAGCAGGGGAACAGAUUCAACAAACAACCCCCCCCCCCCCACACACACACACACACUUCUAAACUGGGACAUAAAAGGACUACAGAAGUCAGCAGUCAGGUUGGAGAAAUGUCAGAUGGUUUUCAGGCCAGAGCUGACUUUGCAUGAGUCUUCCUAACCUGUUAACUCCUCAAACCACAGAUCACUGUAGUAUUUUCAAUUGUGACCAAAAUCAAACAAGAAAGCCCUUGUUUGCAUUGCACACAUGCAUACAAACAUACAUAACACAAUAUACAGUUGUCUCUCUGCUUGCUAAUAAUGUUGUGUAUCACCUGUGAGUUUGUAUUUGCCCAAAAUGGUUAUUAACAAUGACUGUAUGCAGAUAUUUGUGCUUCUCUGUUUUAUAACAUCUGUACAAAGUCUUUUUAAGUUAACCCUGUAAAUAUAAAUAUAUUUGUUUUUACAUUUUGAGUUUUUUAUGGUUUACAAAAGUGCUUAUGCACAGUCAAUUUUUCAAGAUGUUACUUGAAAUGUGUCCCUCAACAUAUUCUUUUUCUGUUUUAUAUUACUUAGUGCUUUCACCUCUUGGGUGCAGCUCCUGCAGGCAGACCAGAUAAAAGCUUUACAUGACUACGCCUGUCCCUCUGUCCUCAUAGGCUGCCUUUCUCUGUUACCCUCAGCACUACACGCACAUACUUUAUCCCAUGAACGGUAGAAACUAACAAUACGAGUUUUAUCAAAUACAGUGCUGACUGUACAUUCAACAAUACUGCAUCCACUGGUGAAAAUGUGUAGUAGUCAAAUGCUGCAAGUUAAGACAGUAUUACCUCAGUAAUAUUUGCAGUAGGUUACAUGGGUGAGAAAGGAAACAACAGCCACACUGGGUGACUACUGUUCAUUUCAUUUGUCCUACAACUAACUUUGUGUUUGACCAUACUGUGUACAUGUAUAUUUCAGACAAGCAAAGAACACAGCAUGUCAUAUUGGAGGGACAGAAAACACCACGGUGGCAGUGUUGCUUUGAAUGGAAUAUGAAUGCACUGUGCAGUGUGUGGCCCCAGUAAAUGUUAAUUUACCUGCCUGGUGUAUACCGUCUGAAGACUGCGUCAUGGUUAUUCAUCAAGGCCAGGCACAAAACAUCCUCCCUGACUAGGAACAGGUACACAACAGCAGAUGAACACAAAUCCUCCUUAACAUGUUUUUACUGUGGAACUAAUUUUCUCAUCACAAUUAACAGUUUACAGUGCAAGAAUAUAUACUUUAGUGUCAUGAGAGAUUUUAACUUCUUUUUGUCCUCACCCACUUAGUGGAUCUGACCAAAUCAAUGAUUUAAAAAAAAAUCCAAGUGAUAGUCUUGUCUUACCUCAUGAUUUGUCCUACAAGUGCCUGUUUUCUGUACUCUUGUUGUUUUCUGCAGUGCCAUGGUCAGUUCUUAUCGUUCCAUUUCCUUUUGUUAUUUCCAUUUCAGUUUUUGAGUCUGCAAGCCUUUAACUUGUCUUGGAGAGUCUGCCUCCUCUCCAGAGGUUGCUGGUGUGUGUUGGCUGCAGACCCACACAUGUGUACAGUACAUACAAGCAGUCUGCUGACAGGCUGCUCAAAGCACACACAAGCCAAGGGCAUGUCUAUGCACUCUGUCUGCCUUCUACACAGGCACUAACAGCUAGUACUGAUGCUGCUCACAGGGACAAAGCAUAGCGCUCUCUCUCUUCUGUACAAAAGAAUGAACAGGUCAUCUUUCUCAUCCGGUGAUCAGCAGCGUAUGAAUAUGGUACACCUAACAAGCCCUACUCUAAGAUGACAUUAUUUCAUAACACACAACAAAGACUGGUACCAUCUGUCUACUUUGGAUUUCCUAUGACGAGCUGUGCAAAUUCAAACUUACUCAGCAUGAGUCAAAACUUCAUCUAAACUGCAGUUCAUGUGUGGUUGUCUGAAAGGUGGCUUGUUUUGUUAUUGUUAAUUGAAUAUUCUUUUGUACAUUCUAUCUUAUAUAAAAAUGUAUUGUGUACAUUUUGAAUUGCUUGGAGUAAAAAUAUCUUAUAUGAAAAUGACUGGACUAAUCAAUGUCCAUCCUUAAACCAUUUCCCUCUUCGCUGUGUACAGCAAGGUUAUAUGAUGUAAAU